Molecule: messenger RNA, 442 nt
Organism: Caenorhabditis sp. 36 PRJEB53466
Lineage: Eukaryota; Metazoa; Nematoda; Chromadorea; Rhabditida; Rhabditidae
Source: the annotation of a GenBank genome assembly
AUGAGAAUAGUACUCGUGUUUCUGCUAUUCGUUCUGGCUGCUGUGAGUGUGGAAAGCGUGGGCGUGGAGCAGAAGAGCGCACCGCCGAGCACCGCCGCCGCCGCCGUCAACCCGAACUUUGGUCACGCCAACUCGGCACUUUGGAAGAACAAGGGGUGAGUGGAAGCUCCGAUGAAAUUGAAUCAAAAUGUUCAGAAAACCACGUGAAAAGCGCUACGGUGGCUACUAUGGCGGUUACGGUGGCUAUGGAUACGGUGGCUAUGGAUACGGUGGAUACGGUGGAUACGGUGGAUACGGUUGCUGUGGAUACGGUGGAUACGGCGGUUAUGGAGGAGGAUGGAGAGGCGGUUAUGGUGGAUACGGAUACAGAGGCGGAUGGGGCGGCGGAUGGGGCGGCGGAUGGAGGGGCGGAUUCGGAGGAUGGGGAUGGGGAAAGAAGUGA